AACUGCCAAUGCGGUGAAGGGAACAUAGUUACGCGCGAGGAUGAAAACAUGUAAAAAAUGGCAGAGACAAAAUAUAAUCCAGAACAGUUCUCUAUAGGUGGAGCCUUCCUGCCCACAUGAUGAAGGCGAAACGGUAAAUUAUUGAUAAAAUCAAUGAACAGUACAGUCAAGCACAGAUUGCUGGUGUGAGAGGCAGAAAAUGCGAAGCGCAGAUUCAUCAUCAUCAACAGGGGCACCGCUGGUUAGUGAGAGAGGCGGCGGGGUGGCCAGAAAGCAGGGAUUUGGCUUGCGAGCAUGGCUGCUAGUGGAUGGCCAUGGCGGAACACAGGUCGUGGAAGCAGGGAAACACGCCAUCAUGAAACGAACUGCCCUGCCAGCACGGGACUUGCGCAUUCUGGACCCUCUGCUUUCUUAUCCCUCCACCAUUCUUGGUCGAGAGAGCGCGAUUGUCAUCAAUUUAGAGCACGUUAAGGCCAUUAUUACUUCGCAAGAAGUUCUGCUCUUAAAUUCAACAGAUCCUGCCGUUGCUCCCUUUGUUACCAAUCUUCAGAGGCGACUUCAUAAUGCUUACAGCCCCUUUCUUCACCAGGUUAACGGAAGUGGUGAAGGUGCUCAUAGCGACUCUGAUAUGGAAUAUGCCAGUAAGGAAGUAUUUACUGAUGAAGCAGUAAAAUUGAGAUACAGUAAGGAAGAGGAAGAUCACUACAUAAAAGGCAGUCUGCAUGGACCUUCCUUCAUGGACGAAUCUAUGGACCUGUCCUCUCAAGCAACAGGUUCAAGGCCUCAGAGUUCAAAUUUAUCAAAAAGGCUUGGUCCAAGUGCUUUUCCAUUUGAAUUUCUGGCUCUCGAAGCAUGUCUCGAAGCAGCAUGUAGCAGCCUUGAUGCUAAGACUGAAGCAUUGGAGCGUGAGGCAUAUCCAGCGUUGGAUGAAUUGACAGUCAAGAUCAGUACUCUCAACCUUGAAAGAGUGCGGCAGCUAAAAAGUCGUCUGGUGGCAAUUUCUGCCCGGGUACAAGCGGUGAGAGAUGAGUUAGAACAAUUGCUGGAUGACGAUGGGGAUAUGAAUGAGAUGUAUCUGACUGAUAAAUUAACAAGGAAGCAGCUUGAAGGGCUUGGUUCUCCUGCUCAUUCAAAUUGCAUGCAUGAAGCAUAUUCUGUCAGUGUUGACAAAGUCAAUUCAGAUAAUGGAGGAAGUAUUGUUCCCCAUUCAAAAGAAAGCCAUGCCAACAUUUCCAAUUUGGAAAGCAAGGUUUCUCGGUGUAGCAGUGCUACCACAAACACUAGUAAUGGGAGAUAUCAGGACGUUGAAGAGCUUGAGAUGCUUUUGGAGGCGUAUUUUGUUCAAAUUGAUGGUAUACUCAACAAGCUUUCAGCACUGCGGGAAUAUGUAGAUGAUACUGAGGACUAUAUCAACAUUAUGUUGGAUGACAAACAGAACCAUCUUCUACAAAUGGGUGUGAUGAUGACGACUGGAACUCUUGUUAUGAGCAUUUUUGUUGUUGUUACAGCAAUUUUUGGCAUGAAUAUAGAGAUUUCACUCUUUGAUAAUGGUGGCCUUCCUCAGUUUUUGUGGGUCAUUGGUGGCUCUGCAUCUGGUGCAAUGUUUAUAUAUAUAUUAGUCAUAACUUGGUGCAAGCAUAAGCGCCUUCUUGAGUAAUUUAUUUCUAAAUGCGUAGUACUGAGUAAUAAAUGAUUCUUUAAUUACCUGUAAUAUAUUCUACUUCACAAAUCUUCUAUCAUGGGCUUAAAUCAAAUUUGGAAAGAGGCGCAAAAGGACAUGCAUUGCUUCUUGUACCAUAUUGUGUAUAAUUCUUUGCUUUUAAGAAAUCAAACACUGUGGAGGACCUUUUCAAUCAAAUUAUCCUAUAUUAUUAAAGAA
Molecule: messenger RNA, 1879 nt
Organism: Cryptomeria japonica (Japanese cedar)
Lineage: Eukaryota; Viridiplantae; Streptophyta; Pinopsida; Cupressales; Cupressaceae
Product: magnesium transporter MRS2-3
Exons: 6
Coding region: 200-1657 (485 amino acids)
Biological process (GO): magnesium ion transport; transmembrane transport
Cellular component (GO): membrane
Molecular function (GO): magnesium ion transmembrane transporter activity
Source: RefSeq, a predicted model, not a curated record